GCCUGGCGGGCUACAAUUCAUGGUGUUGCAGAGUAGACACCACUAGACGACUAACUUUCAUGAAGAUGAUAAAAAUGUGCCUGUCGUCAGAGGCUUAUAUUAGAUUAAAAAGGGCUAAAAUUUGAAGAACUGUGUAGAAGGUGGACUUUCAUCUGUGUGUAGGUUAGCAUACUGCUUUCUCAUUCACUCAGUAAUCCUGUGUGGACCUUCCAUACCAACUUGAAGUGCUGUUGACACUCGGCUCUAAGUUUCCUUUAUGAUAGCUAGGCUAGUUCUUUGGGCCGAGACCUUCCUGUCUUAACCAUCUCUUCGUCGCAGUGCUUCUUUUGGCUUCACACUUCCGUAGUGUCGCGGGUUCCCGCCCCCAUCCUCUGUGUGACGAAUGGAGGGCUGUCGAUAAUUCCGUGAGAGUCAGCGAGUGAUAUACAGCAUGGUGCAGAUAAUGCUUAUGACCCUGAUGUGAAUGCUAAACAGAUAUGGAUUGACAAAACAGUGAUAAAUGACUGUAUAUGCCUGACAUUCACUGAUAAUGGGAACGGUAUGACUUCAGACAAAUUACAUAAAAUGCUAAGCUUUGGCUUCAGUGAGAAAGUCACCAUGAAUGAUCAUGUCCCAGUUGGAUUGUAUGGAAAUGGCUUCAAGUCAGGUUCUAUGCGUUUGGGUAAAGAUGCAAUGGUUUUUACCAAAAAUGGAGAAAGCAUGAGCGUGGGUUUCUUGUCUCAGACGUACUUGGAAGUCAUAAAAGCAGAACAUGUUGUUGUCCCAAUCGUGGCUUUCAACAAACACCGACAGGUAUUAAAUUCAACAGAAUCAAAAGCGAGCCUUGCUGCAAUUCUGGAACAUUCUCUAUUUUCUAAGGAACAGCAGUUACUGGCAGAACUUGAUGCUAUCAUAGGCAAGAAGGGAACCAGGAUCAUCAUUUGGAAUCUCAGAAGCUACAAAAGUGCAACAGAGUUUGAUUUUGAUAAGGAUAAAUAUGACAUCAGAAUUCCAGAAGAUUUAGAUGAGACAGCAGGGAAGAAAGGGUACAAGAAGCAAGAAAGGAUGGACCAAAUAGCCCCUGAGAGUGACUAUUCCCUGAGGGCUUACUGCAGUAUAUUGUAUCUAAAGCCACGAAUGCAGAUCAUCUUGCGUGGACAGAAAGUAAAGACCCAGCUGGUUUCGAAGAGUCUUGCCUACAUUGAACGUGAUAUUUAUCGACCCAAGUUUUUAACUAAUAAAACUGUGAGAAUUACUUUUGGAUUCAAUUGCAGAAAUAAAGAUCAUUAUGGAAUAAUGAUGUAUCACAGAAAUAGACUCAUCAAAGCUUAUGAAAAAGUUGGAUGUCAGUUAAGGGCAAACAACAUGGGUGUUGGAGUAGUGGGGAUUAUAGACUGCUAUUUCCUAAAACCAACUCAUAAUAAACAAGAUUUUGAUUAUACUAAUGAAUACAGGCUAACAAUAACAGCACUGGGAGAUAAGCUCAAUGAUUACUGGAAUGAAAUGAAAGUGAAAAAACAUGCAGAAUAUCCUCUAAACUUGCCAGUUGAAGAUAUUCAGAAACGUCCUGAUCAGACAUGGGUUCAAUGUGAUUCCUGUCUAAAGUGGCGAAAAUUACCAGAUGGGAUAGAUCAACUUCCAGAAAAAUGGUAUUGCUCCAAUAACCCUGACCCACAGUUCAGAAAUUGUGAUGUUCCAGAAGAACCUGAAGAUGAAGAUGUGGUGCAUCCCACUUAUGAAAAAACCUACAAAAAGAAAGACAGGGAAAAGUUCAGGAUCAGACAACCGGAAACAGUCCCUCGGAUUCAUGCCGAACUCCUGUUUCCAAAAACCCCUGUGUCAAGUCAAACCUUUACUCCCAUUAAGGAAAGUGUUCCACGAGGACAUCUUUCAGAAGUAGCAAAUACUUACUCAACAAGGCUUAUAAACCAUCAUCGAGGUUCACCCCAAUCUGAACCUGAGAAUAACAGCCUGAAACGGAGACUCCCUACUCGCUCCUCAAUUUUGAAUGCAAAGAAUCAGAGAUUGAGUAAUCAAGUAUUCGAAAAUUCUCAUAAAGAUGAUGAUGAUGAUGAAGAUGUCAUCAUCUUAGAAGAAAAUAGCACUCCCAAGCCUGCAGGAGAUGAUGAUACUGAAGUGAAAUUGCAGCAGAGUCCCAUGGAUCAAAGUGGUGUUGACGUGGAGCCUCUGGGCGAUAAUGAACCUUGUGGCCAGACGGGUUCCACAGGCACCUCAGCAUCCCGGUGUGAUCAGGGCACCACCACAGCCACCCAGACGGAAGUGCCAAGUUUAGUCGUGAAAAAGGAGGAGACUAUUGAAGAUGAGAUAGAUGUAAGGAAUGACACGGCUGCACGGCCAGCCUGUGUGGGAACUGAAGGGAAGACGCCUGAGACCCAGGGAGCCUUGGAUAAGUCUGCUAGCGACGCCGGUUUCCAGUUAAAUGAACUAAGAAACGAACUGCUUCUAGUCACCCAAGAAAGAGAAAAUUAUAAAAGACAGUGCCACAUGUUCACUGACCAGAUCAAGGUGUUACAGCAGAGGAUACUGGAGAUGAACAACAAAUACGUGAAGAAGGAAACCUGCCAUCAGUCUACUGAAACCGAUGCUGUGUUUCUGCUGCAGAGCAUCAAUGGUGAACCCGAAAGUCCGGACCACGUGGCAUCUCAGUAUCGGCAAGCCUUGGAAGAAAUUGAAAGGCUGAAAAAGCAGUGCAGUGCUUUGCAACAUGUAAAGGCUGAAUGCACUCAGUGUUCCAGUAGUGAGAGUAAAAGUGAGGUGGAUGAAAUGGUUGUGCAGCUUGAUGAUGUAUUUAGACAGCUGGACAAAUGCAGUGUUGAGAGGGACCAGUAUAAAAGUGAGAUUGAAUUAUUGGAAGUGGAAAAAUCACAAAUCCGUUCGCAGUGUGAAGAACUGAAAGCUGAAAUCGAACAGUUAAAAUCUACAAGUGGACAAGUAGGAGCUGAUGUAUCAACUUCAAGUAACAUCGAGGAGUCUGUAAAUUACACUGAUGGGGAAAGCCUCAAACUUCGAUCUCUUCGAGUUAAUGUAGGACAGCUCCUGGCCAUGAUUGUACCUGAUCUCGAUCUUCAGCAAGUGAAUUACGAUGUUGAUGUAGUUGAUGAGAUCUUAGGACAAGUUGUGGAACAAAUGAGUGAAAUCAGUAGUACUUAAAGUGUAUUCGAGAUAAUAAAAAAUAUUUGCUCAGUCUUCUGGUUGUACAGCUUUUGAAAUGUAAACAAUUUUGUUAUAGGUAUGAUAGGUAACAGACUGAAGAACCAUAAUCUUUGCUGUAUUCUAUGCAUCAAGUGUGGACACAAAUACUGUGGACACAUUACUACACCUUUUGAAAUGCCUGUGAAUCAUUGAUAUUGAGAAGCUACACAGCUAACUCAUGAUUCUGCUUUGAAAUGUAAAUACUUAAUAAUUAAGUCUGCACAUAUUUUUUUAUCACCCUAAAGGACUCAAGUGUUUUUCACCAAGAGGAUUUCAGGUUGCCCCUAACCUUUGUGCAAUCUUUUCUGGUUACCUAAAGUGUAUUUUUCUCUGACUUGAAGGCUGUGCCAUAAUACGAAUGGAAAUGUUCCUUUGGUUUUCUUACAGAAAAGUUUAAAACAGGGUUUUUUAAAAUGGAGUAACAGUCCUGAUAAGUUUUAAGUGAAUUGAGCAUUAAUGUUUUUUUUUAUAAAUUCCUAUUUCCUGAAAUAUUUUAUUCAUGAAAAGAAAGUAAAGCAGAAACUCCAUUUUUGCCAGGAUUUUUUUUGUGUGGAGAUUGCCAAUCAUGUCAAAUGCAAAGUGUUUUUUACAGAAAAAAGUAAUGAUUUUUAGUAUAAAAAUAUCAAAAAUAGUAAAUGUCCCACAUUUACCUUGAAGCCCAUUUUUGGCUGCUUUAGUUCGCAUGGAGUGGGCACAAUGAUUGUUUAAUAUUUCUUUUUGUGAAAUUUCUUGUACAGCCUUUUGUAGAAUUACUACAGGUUAAUAGGAGUUGAGGAAGACAAUCUUUCUCCAGCAGUACUGCAUACUUUUUAUUAUAUUACAAACCUAAGUGUUUUAUGUCCUGGAGUUAAGCAACAAACCACCUAGGAUUAUAGUAUUACAUGCCCUAAAAAUGAUGCUUUAUUGGUCCCAUGUUUUGUGCAAUUAUAAAGAGAUGGCUUUCUGUUAAGUGUAACUGUGUAUAUAGUUAAGAAUCGUAUUUUCCACAACUAAAAUGUGCAUUAUUUUUUUCAAAGUUUUAUUGUUGCUAUUUAUUUUUACUUUUGUUUCUGAACAUUGAAUACAUGUUCCUUUUAUAUGCUUAAUUACAUGUCUAUCAUGUACAAUGUUAAAUUUUUACUGUACAUUAACUUCUAGAAAAAGCAAAUAAGUGAAAUUUUAUUUGCUUGAUAAGGUAAUUGAAAGUGUAUUUUUGGUAUGAAGCUGGUUUUCUGUCACAAUUGUAUCUGCUCAGAUUUUAAAAAUCUUGUAAUAAAAUAAAAAUAUAUAUGAUGGCUGACAUUUCAGAUAUUACUUUUGAGAAAUUCUAUAUUCAAGUUAUAUUUUGAAAACUAAGAUUGUGUCUGUUAAGACCCUCAAGUUGAGCUCAUUAUAUUUAUUAGAAGUUACAUUUAGAAGACUAAUACUGUUUGUUUCCAUUAAGACUCUUUAAGACUGGGCUCACCUUGAGAGUGUGUAUGAGCAUUUUACACUGAAAAAGAAACUUUCUUUGUAUAAAUCAUUUAAAGAAACCUUGACUAAAUGAGAGCAGCUGUGUAUAGCAUGUCUAAGUUUGUGAAUAUUUAUGUAGCACUUAUUUCUGGAAUUUGCAAUUUUCCCCUUCCUUUUGGUCAGCUAUAUUCUUGCAAAAACCCAUAUUAUAUGGCUGUUAACUGGCUUAAUGGGAAAAUUAAUCAUAGAAUUAGUAAGAGAAACUUGCUUGCUAAGUUGAUUCUUUGAAAAUAUUUAACCUAAUAUUCACUCUUUAAGAAAAUAUUGCCAAGAUAAGACUGAAAAUGUGGCUAGCAAAUUUAAGAGAAGAACAACAUGGACCCACAUCGCAUAUAUUGAGGUACCUCUACCUCUUUUUUUUUGUUUGUUCAAUUUGUUAAAAGGCUAGUGUGGGAGGAGUGUGUUGCUUAAACCAGUUGUUUAAAGCUUUAAAACAAAAACAGUAUGAGGACAUAAACUAGAGUUGUCCACAGUACCUACACACAGGACCUCAGCAGAGACUACAAACUCAGUAAAAGCUAAAUGUUCACACAGCAAGGCCAGUGUGGCAUAUCGAUAUUUCCUUCAUUUGGCCUCAAUUCCUAAUGUGGGCAGGAGGCGCUGGUGACUGCCCAUGGUCUCAGACAGGUGACUUGUGGUAUUAUACGACCCGUUAGGUCAUUAUUUGACAUGGAGGAAUAAUCAAAGAUGAUACGUCCUGGUGGGUCUCACCACUGGCUGCAUUUUAGAAUCACUUGCAGAGUUCUUAGAAAUCCCAAUGUGAGGAUGCUCCCCAUACUAUAAGAGUUUUGAGGGUUGAACCAAUUGUCAGGCUUUUUUUUAAGGCCUCCCAAUAUACCAUCAGAGCCAAGAGCCAUUGAUAAAUACCCUCUAGUGAUGAGUGUUUGUAAGUGUUGAAAUCAAGUGGUUCCUGAAACCAACCCAGAAUCUGCAUGGCCACUUUCUCACCGGGGUAUGAGGUCAGGGAAAGGGAAGCAGAGCUGGUGCCCAAGUUAGAAAUGUAAAUAACAACAGAAUGGUAUAAUGUGAAAAGACUUCCCCACUGCUUCCCUGAAGGUGACCAGUAUUCUCUGUAUGUCCUUCCAGAAAAUAUUAGCUGCAUACAUAUACACAUUCAUAUAUAUGCAUUCAGUUUCUAUUAAAUUUUAUAUCUUUAUAUUUGAUUAUAUAUUUGUAUCAAAUCUAUAUAGGUAUUAAACCAUGUAAUUGGUAACAUUUCCAUAUUACUCUUUGAACAGCAUUUUUAAAUGACAUGAAUACACUCCCAGUGCUCCUUUAUUUCUUUCUGGAAAAAACACUACUGUGAAAUUAAUACCCACCACGCAUACUUUUUCAAGAAUAUCCAAUAUGUAAAUUCCUUGUAGUGAAUACUGAUUGAUCAAAGGGUAUAUGUUAAUUUUAAUAAAUGUUGCCAUCCAGAAAUCGUUGUACUUAAACUCCUAUGAAAAAUAAAUGUACAAGUGUGUUUUUUCCUA
This is a messenger RNA of Odocoileus virginianus texanus, 6158 nucleotides long. The record is from RefSeq and is a predicted model, not a curated record. NCBI's taxonomy places the organism in Eukaryota, Metazoa, Chordata, Mammalia, Artiodactyla, Cervidae.